AUGCCGCCACGCAAGCGCUCGCUGUCGUCGCAGCAGGAUGAGCCGGAGAUGGAGGACCUGCUGAAAGACGUCGAGCAGCUGCCGCAGCUGCGUGCCUCCCUCCUGGACUGGUACGACGCCAACCACCGGGGCUUGCCCCUGGACGAGACCAUCUACCGCACCUGGGUGUGCGAGGUGAUGAGUCAGCAGACCCAGGUGGCACGCGUGGCAGAGUACUUUGGGCGCUGGGUCGCGCGGUGGCCGCGCGUCGCCGACCUGGCCGCCGCAGACCAGGACGCGGUGAACGAGGCCUGGGCGGGGCUGGGGUACUACCGCCGCGCGCGGUACCUCCUGGACGGCGCGCGCCACGUCGCGCGCGAGUGCGCAGGCGCCUUCCCGCGCACCGCCGCCGGGCUGCUGGCGGUGCCGGGCGUGGGGCCGUACACGGCCGCCGCCAUCGCCUCCACCGCCUGCGGCGAGCCGGUGCCCGUGCUGGACGGCAACGUGGCCAUGAUGGAGCUGGGGGCGACGGUCUGCGUCCCCGGCACGGCCCCGCGCUGCGACGCGUGCCCGCUGGCGGGCCGCUGCGCCGCGCUACGCCGCCAGCGAGAGCACUGGGGCGAGGCGGGGCCCACGCCGGGGGUGCCGGGGCCACGCGUCACCGACUACCCCACCAAGGUGGAAAAGGCGGCGAGGAGGGAGGUGGAGGUGGCGGUGGCCGUGCUGGAGGUCAGGCCUUGCUGCGGCACGGGACCUGGCAUGCAGGCCUUCAGCCCCGCUUACCUCCUGGUCAAGCGGCCGGAGAAGGGACUGCUGGCCGGGCUCUGGCAAUUCCCGCUCGCCGAGCUUGAGGGCGGCGGGGAGGAAAGCGCGGCCAAUCAGCAGCGCGCCGUGGACUCCCUGCUGGCGGGCCUCCUGCCCGGCCUGUUUGAUGAGUCCAAGGAAAGCACCGCGCCGAAGGUCGUGUCGCGGCGGGCGCUGGGCGAGGUCGUCCACAUCUUCUCCCACAUCCGCAUGACCAUCCGAGCCGAGCACGUCCUCGUUGCGGCCUCUGCCGCCCAGCUGGAGGACUGGAAGCGUGGCUCGGGCCGAUCCAGCGAGUGCCCGGAGUGCCAGUGGCUGGAGCAGGAAGCCCUGGACGCCAAGGGCCUCAGCAGCAGUGUGCAAAAAGUCCUGAAGCUGUACAAGAGUGCGGCCAAGGAGAAGAGGCAGUCCAUCACCAGAUUCUUUGCGGCAAAGACCGAGUAG
This is a messenger RNA of Auxenochlorella protothecoides, 1227 nucleotides long. Its product is annotated as A/G-specific adenine DNA glycosylase. Bases 1 to 1227 code for a protein of 408 amino acids. The record is from RefSeq and is a predicted model, not a curated record. The transcript is spliced from 6 exons. Gene Ontology annotation, cellular component: nucleus. Gene Ontology annotation, molecular function: 8-oxo-7,8-dihydroguanine DNA N-glycosylase activity; oxidized purine DNA binding; purine-specific mismatch base pair DNA N-glycosylase activity. NCBI's taxonomy places the organism in Eukaryota, Viridiplantae, Chlorophyta, Trebouxiophyceae, Chlorellales, Chlorellaceae. Gene Ontology annotation, biological process: base-excision repair; mismatch repair.